UCUCGGCAGCACUAAGAUACAGGCUUACUGUGACUGAAACCUGGAGCUUCUCUCUUAAACCUAAAAAACAAGACUAAAAAGAGAAACUUAGACUGGGAGAGCAAACAAGAAAGAGACACGACUUGUCCGGGAAGAUGGGAAACUGACCUCAUCCAAGAUUUUGAAUCUUCAGUGGGGGGAAGAAAGAGGAGCAAGGACAAGCCUGAGGAUACUACAGAUUAUGUUGCCAUGGAAACCAAAACCUGGAAGCGGACGCAAGGACCACUAAAGGUGGACAACCUCCCUUGACUGCAUCCUCAACGCGUUACUGUCCCGCUGCGCACUGUGGUGAGAGAAUGCUGUGGAGAAUAACUAUCCCAGUCAUACUGGCUGGGGUGCUCUGCAUCACCGCAGAGACCAAAAAGCCACGCCCCCAAGGAUCCAUCCCAUCCCCACACAAGACCAAAGGGAACCUGUCCUCGGAACGUCACCACCGGCUAUUGCAGCAGAAACCAGAGGUGCUGUCCUCCAGCCGGGAGGCCUUGGUGGUAACAGAGCGCCGCUACCUCCGCAGAGACUGGUGCAAGACCCAACCCCUCCGUCAGACAAUCAGUGAGGAGGGUUGCCGCAGCCGCACUGUGGUCAACCGUUUUUGCUACGGCCAGUGUAACUCCUUCUACAUCCCCCGCCAUAUGGGCCCCAGCUCGGGUCAGGGUCAGAACCGAGGCCAAGCCUCAGGCUCUGGAAGGAAAAGUCACAACAAGGCCCAGGAGCCAUUCCAGUCCUGCUCCUUCUGCAGGCCACACCGCAUCACACAGCUCACAGUGCAGCUGGACUGCCCAGACCUGCAGCCCCCUUUCAGGCACCGUAAGGUGCAGAGGGUCAAACAGUGUCGCUGCAUGUCUGUGGAGGUGGGCGGCCACGGGAAACUGUGAAGGACUGAAAAGGUCUCUGAACUGACAUCACAUGAGCAUUGUCAAAGGCAUAAACUGACAAACUCUGCCAAACAAAGACUGGCACCAAGGUGAACUAUUCUGCGUCAUGUUGUACAAAUAAUGGCUCUUCCCACAAUAAAAUGACAUGAAGCAUGGAACUGGUAUUAUUCAGAGGCUCAACAUCGAUAUAAUGAGACUAGCAGCCAUGUUGGCAAGCUGAUGCUGUUGAAAGAGACUGAUUCAAGAGGCUGUGCAAGAGACACUGAUGAUGAAGCAACCAAUGCUCAACAUUAAACACGUUUUUCCUCCCUCGUAUAUACUGGCUAUUUGUCAUUAGCUCCCUUUGUGAUUAAGGAGUUAAGAAAGUGCCUCUGAGUUUUAAAAAUCACAAAACAUCAUGGACGCUGCUGAGAAUUCUGUAGAAGUUUGACCUCUUUUAAAAGUUUCUUGAAUUACAGUUUUCCAGCUAUGUUUUUACCUGUAGAUGUUGACAGUGUUUUACAAGUAUUGGCUCUCUUGUCCUGUAUCUUCUCCUGAACGUCUGUGAUGUCCCAAAUGAUACAUAAGUUGAUUUCAAGGAAAAGAUUUCAAGGAACAUGAAGCCACACAGCAAUGACCAGUGGCAUCCACCUGUUCGGACACAAGCCUGGCUGUAUGCUGUACAUGCCACAAAUAUACUAGCCAGUAGGAAAAACAUAUUGAAGCAUGUGUAAUGGAGGUGCAAUUCAAUAUAUACAGUAUAUAUAUUUUAUGUAUGUGUGUAUGUAUGU
This is a messenger RNA of Chelmon rostratus (copperband butterflyfish), 1684 nucleotides long. Its product is annotated as gremlin-2-like. Lineage: Eukaryota; Metazoa; Chordata; Actinopteri; Chaetodontiformes; Chaetodontidae. The transcript is spliced from 2 exons. Gene Ontology annotation, biological process: animal organ morphogenesis. The record is from RefSeq and is a predicted model, not a curated record. Gene Ontology annotation, molecular function: receptor ligand activity; BMP binding. Bases 336 to 914 code for a protein of 192 amino acids.